Messenger RNA from Megalopta genalis, 16460 nucleotides. It is a transcript of the gene tweek, whose product is annotated as transmembrane protein KIAA1109 homolog tweek. Lineage: Eukaryota; Metazoa; Arthropoda; Insecta; Hymenoptera; Halictidae. Gene Ontology annotation, biological process: synaptic vesicle endocytosis. The record is from RefSeq and is a predicted model, not a curated record.
UAAACAUUUUCUUGAUAUUAUUUAUGAUCUUAAUCGGUUCUUCCGCCGAACUUGCGAUUCGUGAGAGCAAAUCUUCGGUUCGUUGGGGCCAAGUUUGGUAAUGUGUAUGUGGGACGACGUGGUCGUGUGUGAGGACCUUUAACAAUGAUAGAUCGAGCCUCAUGAUUUCGUUCGUAGUUAAUGUCAGUAGUCAACUAUGGAGCGGUUAUGUGUAUUACUGUCCAUCGAUGACAGUUCUAUGACAUCUAUUAAAACUGAUAUACUAAUAAAUACUAAACCAUGAGUGACACAACAAAAAUUGAAUGCAAUUCUUAUAUAAGCAUCAAAUACAGUGUUUAACAACCAAAAUGAGAAACGGCUCUUGAUUUCGUAAAUGCAAGAAAACACAUCGAUCAUGGAGGAGAACGAGCUGUAUAACGCUACCGUUCCAUCUCUUUCCGGAAUUGAACCAGCAUUCUGGAAUUAUUCCGACCAUGUCAUCCUCGAUGACCUUAAGAUGGACAGUAGUUUUAUAUAUUUACUUUGCUCGCUGGUAUCCGCCACAUCCUGGAUCAUUUAUAUAGCUUAUUACAAUAGCAGAGUGAUCGGUUACAUAUUGACAAAAUUAUUGAAUCGAUUUGUUAUUAGAGAUGGAUACGUUAAAGUAGGGUCUUUCACUCUAAGCGUGUUAAGCGGAAAAAUAAUGUUUAGAGAUAUAGUUUAUAUUACAACAGAUUAUAGUAUCAGAGUUCAAGACGGAUGGCUUAUAUUCAGAUGGUGGAGGAGUUAUGUUCCCAAAGACGUAUCCGAAGAUCUUUCACAUUCCGAUACCCGACUGUCAGUGAUGUUGAACGGCUUCGAAUUGCACGUGUACAAUCGCUGUCAGCUGUACGCACAAUUGGAGAAAUCAUUCGGUCUGACGCCCCAAAUGUUUCCGGACGAGGAGGAUCACACCGUGAAUAUCGACGAUCGCGAUGCCGAGUCAAUACGGAACUCGGCCAAUCAGAAUUUCCAGCAGAUUAACGCGAUGGAUGUUUCGCGUCGCGUCGAUAACAUUAGGAAGAAAGAAGCUCACGUUAUAGCACGGACAUGGAGAGAUUUAAUACCUGUUAUUAAAUUAGACGUGUGCACGGGGAGACUGGUGUUCGGCAAUCGACUGGUCCCGACGACCUUGUCGAUAACCGUGGAGGAGGCGCAUUUCGUGUACUCCACGAAGCCGGCCGCGUCCCGCCACGACCAUUUCAUGCACUUCACGAAGUGCAAGGCGGAGAAUUUCAAGGUGAUACUGGCGCCGAGUCCGAAGUAUACCGGCAUGGUGGACGAUCCGCCCAGGUACAUGGGCGAGGGCUUCGUCGUGCUCAGCUCGAACAACAUGGAGGUAUACUACUACAUGGACGAGCCGGGAUUUGUGCCCGAGCACCCGGAAAUGAUACAGCUGGUAAACGGCGACAUGGUGGAAGCGAUGCCGCCUAUUUGGGGCAUCGACAUCAAGUGCGGCAAGGGGACGGAUUUCAGCUACGGGCCGUGGGCAGACCGGCAGAGGGAGCACCUCUUUAAAUUCUUCUUCCCGAACGAUUAUCAGCCUUUGAAGGUGACGAAGCCGCCAGUGACCGGCGAGAAGCGGCAGGUCCAGUCGUUCGACAUCAGAUUAUCGACGCUGAACGAAGCCACGAUCGACAUACUCUUCAGCAAGAACACGGAAACGAACGCCGUCCACGUGAACGUCGGGCCUGGCUCCUACCUAGAGAUCACGAUGCCCUGGAUAGUAUUGCAGGACGGUUACACGACGAAGAUCACCGGUCAGCUGUUGCAUCUAGAAGCAACCACGAGCCUGCAGUACCGCAGCCUGGUUCAGAGCGAGACGUUGGAGUUCGGCGUGAAGUGUCACUACCCGAUCCGAUGGAACGACCAUCAGGAAUGGACGCUGAACCUGACAGGCUGUAAGGCCACCGCGAACCUGGUCUACUCGCACAAAGAAUUCUUCCAGGACAUGAUCAACGACUGGGCGAGCAAGGCCAGGCCCGACAUCCUGCACUUCGUCCCAUACACCUGGAAGUUCAAUCUGCUGUUGAAGGAGUUCGAGCUGAUCACGCUGUGCAACGAGUACAACUGGAUCGACUGCUCCUCGCAGAACCAGGAGAACGCGCACAUCGCGUUUUGCGGCGAAUUCUUCGAGCUGUCGUUUGACCUGCCGUUCGUUGACUACCUGCCGGUUACGAUACCGCUCCGUUUCUGGAUCCAGGGCGAGAGCGUCGACCUCUCAUUCUACCUACCGGAGGUCAACACUAAUCACACGAUCCUGCUGGCGCUGCACAAGAACGCGAAGAUCAUGACGCGGGACGGCUCGCACAUGUACCUGUCGGAGCUUAGCAAGAACAAGAAGUGGAGGAACGUGUGCCAGAAGGGCGCCGGCUGGGUCGACUGCUGGUCGGUGCCGAUCGUCGCGUUAAGCAUCAACUACACGUACCACCUGUGCCCGCCCCUCGGCCCCGCCCCCCAGGCGAACAUCACCACGCCGGAGAAGGAGGAGAUUCUCCUGUCGCCGAUGAGGAUACCGCGGUGCAGAAAGUCGCCCGGGCUUCAAUGGUCGACGAACGGUAGCCAGAAGUUCGACCCGCAGUCCAUAGCGCCCGACAAGGUCACAUUGGACCUGGAGAUCGGUCCUUCCAUACUGUUUCUGUACGGUUCGUUGCUGAAGAACUUUAUACACCUGAAGGAGAACCUGUUCGGAGAUUAUCAGACGUUCACCGACAUGCAGCAGAGCAGGACGAACCCGACUGUCGCGGAGAGGGGUAAGGACAGGGACGUGCAGAACAGCAGCGUGGAGUCUGUGGACGACGAGGACGCGAAGUCGAAGGCGUUCGACCCCAGGGAAUAUAGGCCGCUGGAGGUGAUCGUUGGGAUCACGAUGCACGACAUCCAGGCGCAUCUGAUCAAGAACUGUGGCGAGAACGAUCCGCCGUGUCCAGUUAUACUACUCGAGCGGUUCGGCUUCGAGAUGAAGAAACGUUAUCGGGAGACCGAGCUGCAGCUGCUUCUGUCACCCGCCAUCGCGCUGCUCGCCGACAACGUGGUCCGCACGAGCAAGGACCGUCACAUGAAUCAGGGCCACUUGAUGCUGAGCGCGCUCCAGGUCAGGGGUCACGCGAUGUUCAGCAAUGAGGGCCGAACCCUCGACCAGGAGACACUGGAGUACGCGUGGCUGAUCGAGGUGCAGCUGGGCAAGUUGGCCGGGAAGAUGAGCUCGCCCCAGCUGCACCAUCUGAUCACGUCUCUCGAGACGUUUCUGCUGAUGGUGAAGAACAACGAGAACACUUUGAGGCCGCCCGAUUUACCGCAUCAUUGUCAUCACGGUAUACCCCCGUUGCAGUGUCCUGACAGCGACGUUGAUAAGCAUUACAGGUGUCCCAGUUCCGAGGAUAUAAAGUACAGGAUGACGAGGAUAGCGAUAGACUCUGUCGACCUGCAUUUCCAAGAGGUGGGGACCGCUGUGCAUCUCUGGAUAUCACCGAUCCGCGUUUCCACCUGCAAUCUUCACGGCCACCAAGUCAAGUCCGGCGUGACUAGUGUGCUGCCUAGGAUAUUACUGCGGCAGUUCGUGUCGGCGGCAGAUCAUUUCGCUAACACGAGCAACACGAACACAACGGGCAGCGGGAGGUCGCACAAUAAUGCAAGCAGUCGAAUGUCAGGCGACGGCUCCGACGUCUGGUUGGAGGUCGGAUCGGUGGCCUUAGGCCCGGUGAUUUUGGAGGCCGCGAUAUCGCUUCCGACCCCGGAGCACAAUUUGCAUUUAGUACAAAACAAGUAUUUGAAGUUGCACGACGAGGCCACGAAGCGUUUGUGGUUCCUGUGGCCGCAGGAGAGCGGCGUGAAGCCGGCCAAGUGCGGUUGCAUAGGCGGCUGCGCGUUUUUCGGAAACAAUCGAAACGGGCCGAGAUUCUUCAAGCCGAAUUAUCACGAUUUCCAAGACGGCAUCAACGUUGCAGCGUAUAGAAUUAACGAGACCGGGAAGGAAAAAGGUUUCGGACAGUCCAUUUUGCACGACGGCCAAUUGGUGUUCCACACGUCGCCGUACAACUUGCAGGACUUGUCGCUGCAAGACUAUCCGGCCGCUGGCGUAAAGUUGACUGCCACACAGGACGGAGUGCACGCGACGAAAAAAGUCGAGCGUCCCAGGUCUGUGGCAGAUCAUACUAAAGAUUCCGGUAUCGAGGAGCAUAGUAGUACAAAAUUAAUUACUGCAUCAGCAAGUCCGUUCGCGUGCAGCGGGGAUCGGAAAGUGCUCGGCAGAAGAUUUUCUUAUACAUCAAUGCGCGGGAGCAGCGCGCGGGACGUGCCGUAUUCCCGUCUAGUCGAUGCGAGCCCCGUGGCGCACCUGCCCCAGAAGCUGGACUCGGACUCGAAGUUGCACACGGAGCGCAGCAAGUCGAUCCUGAGCGUCCCGGAGAUCGAGGCAGCGCCGAAGAGCAGCGUGUCGGACUCGAAGCUGGCGGUGGACUACUUCAAUGCGUCGGACGCUGAGCCGUACGAGUCGACCAGCCCGCAGUCGUUGCCGACGGUAUCGACGGAGGCGAACUACGUUGAGUCGAUGCAGACGUCCGUGAAGACCGUCGACAGCAUCAACGUCUCCGACUCCCGUCACUCGUUGUACGUCGCCUCGGAGUCCGAGGAAAGGGUGCGGCAGGAGGUGCAGCGGACGAUAUCGAUGUCCUCAGAGAACCACUCGGAGGCGUUCUAUUCGGCGGACGAGGACACCAGCCACGGUUUAAGCGGUAGCCGGACGUCCAGCCUGCGGCAGUCCAUCAUCGGGUCGGGCACGGUGCUGGCGCGGAACGACAGCACCAAGAAGAAAUAUUCGUCCGAUCUGUCAAUCGUGGAGAGCGCGUCGAACGCCACGGUGCCCAUGUCCGAGAAAGCGCAUACGCUCGAGAGGGCGAAGCCGCAGACGAUGAGCGUGAAACGCAGCCCCCGGGUGAACCGGAACACCAGCUUCCAGAACGACGCCGACGUGGCCGGCAACGGCGCGCUUAAGGACUCCUCCGACAGUCAUUCCGUCUCGUCCACUAGCUUCAUCUCAGCCGUGUCCUCGCAGGAAGACGUCACGCUGGUCAAUUUACACAUGCAGGUGAACAAGCCGAUCGUCGACUCGCCGUUGCUAAUGUCGAGUUACGUUAGUCAUUUGACUCAGGUCCGUUGCGCGAAUUGGAGCCAGUCGUCGAUACCGAGCGGAAGCAGCGCGUUCACCACGCCGCUUUUCCAGCGCACCGAGGACGGCAGAUUGGUUUACGUCGGCGCGAAACACGUGCCGAAGUACGAGACGAUCGCCGAAGGGUUCACGUCGUUGAAGAUGAUCACCAGAUCGGACGGCUCGCCCACGGCUGGUUCGUCCAACAAGACGCCCACUCAUCCGUACCUUUGGGACAGCGCGACCAUUAGUCAAAUGGAGGGCGAAGAGGAUCACACGACUCACAAUGAGGAGGAGUUAUUGGCGGCGCAGCACGAGAGCGGUUCCCGUACGACGGUGAUAGUAAAAUUUAAGGGAGAUGUAGAUAUUAUGUUAAGUCCCAUGGUGCUAGAAUCCCUGCAGCGUUUCAUCGACGCGAUCAUACCGACGUUGGCCGCCUUGCACCCGCUGUCCAUCCUGAAUCAUCUUCAUCAUGAGUGCAUCGGGAAGGUCGAGGAUGCCAAUAUUCUGAAGCAGGAUCAGAGCUUGUCAUACUGGAGUCAAGUGCAGACUAGUUCGAAAAGGUCCACCGCCGAGAGAAAUAUUAAAAACGGACAAGGUGACGAUAAACGUAAAAUCGCACUGCAAACCAACGUGUACGAAGAAAGUAUUAUGACGCAAGUGCAAGGCAGCAUUAUUUUGCCAAAAAUGAAUAUAACAUUGCUGCAGGCAUCUGUUGUCGAAGAAAUCAUAUCAUUCUCCGCCCUCGAAAAUAUACGAGACUUGACGUGCGUGUCGUUGUUCGCGAUCUGCUUUGACGACGUAACGGUGAGAUUCUACAUCGGGAAACAGGCCCGCGAAGUCGUCCAAACGUUUCACAAACCGGCCGUGUUAACGAAUCAGAAGAAAGUGAAUAAGAUUAGCAAGGCAUUUUUACCUGGUCAUCAAACAGCCGCCGUGGUUACUGACAUUGGCAGUGGUGAGACGGUGUACAUAGAGACUUCCGAGAAGCAACAGGAAGAAAUUGUAGUCACGUUAAAUAUAGGCAAGGCUCACUCUCAAUUACGUAGGCUACGAAACGAGUCUUCGAUAUUAAAAGAUGCUGUGAUAACAGCAAUUCCUGCUCACUAUUCAAGAGUGUUGUUUACGUGUACCAGAAUAACGUCUCCGUUGAAGUGCGUCGAUUAUUACAUGCAUCAGGUUGUAGACGAGAAAGAGAAGAGCAAACAGAGUGGUCCUCCGCAAGCCACAGAGGAGUUUACUCUGGGAAGCGGAGAGGACAGACUGGGUUUCAUAAUGUUCGAGUGUGGAUUGGAAGGCAUUAAACUGAAAGUGGUGAAGAGAUCGCAAUUCGAGAAAGGCGAGAACGGAGGCGACAGCAAGAAAGUGGACACUGAAGUACUUUACACAGACAGUGUGAAAAGCCAAGAGGAAUUAGAUAACGCAGCCGCACCCGCCGCAACAGCGACCGAACCAGAAACAGCAUCAACGAAUUUACCAAACGGAGUUCAAAUAAAUACCAGCGCCACGUGCGCCAGUCUUGCAUCGAAAGCAGGAAAUGGAAACACGGUCUCCUGCAUCAUAGAAUUGAAGACAGUGUGGUUCAAUUUCGCGGCCCCGCCGCGUACACCUAUUACUAGAAAAAUAGAUUACACUCGAUUAGAUUGGAAUUUGUUGAGCACAGCGUCGCCAGCCAUAAACGCCUGGAUGAAUCCCAGCAAUAAAUUCGCAAUGCGGAUCGUGCACAUGUUUAGGACUAUGUACAGAAGAUCGACGGCCAUCGUGGCCUGUCUCAUGGCGGAGGCGUUGGAUGUGCAGGCAAUCCAUAUGCCGGCUAAGAGUCGUUAUGGAAGAUUGACCCCGUUAGCUAAGACAUUGCAAGAAGAUCCAUCGUGUCAAUUAUGUACAAUACUACAGAAUUACGUUCUACUGAACGAUCUGACAAAUAUCGAAGCCAAUUUGAAAGAGUCCGAUUUACCUUUGUUGUCGACACUUCGUCAGGGUGUCAUAGUGCUGAGUAGACAGUGGAAGAACGUCCUAUACACGCCGUUAUUAUUGGAACAUAAUUACAAAACGAAACACGUGAAACCGUUGAACGUCACUUUUGCAGUGUCAGACCCGGAAGAGGAGAAUUUGCUGACAGACGGUGAGGGUAGCGCAGGAGAAGUUGAUGAUCAGGAAGUCACAGAUGAAUGUGCUAUGUUAAUUCAUACGGACCACAUGCAUAAACAUAUACAUGUCAAGGGUGGACAAGAUAAAACCACAGGUAUUUGUGGCGAUGGUUUGACGGUUCCUGUAAGUUCUCCUCGGGGGAAAGAUACAACCCCUAUAGCAACACCGGUUCCAGGCCCGGAUUCAUUAACCUCCCCCUCUCCACCAGUAGUUCAUCCAAAGAAAGGAAAAUCACUACAGCCCACGCAAGUGCCUGCUAGUACACGAGCAAGUAUUGUUUUUCCAUUGCUUGCAAGUGGCGGGUUAUUCAAUCAAACUCGGGAACCAAAUAACAUAAGUUACGGCACGCUCAAAGAAGAGAAGACACCUCAGAUUCACAUCUCUCAUUCCCAUCAACUCGGUUCAAAUCCAAGCAUCUAUUCUGGCGGAGGGCAUGGCAGUCAGCAUAGCACCGGAAGCUUGGACCAAGUUACAUCCCCAACAAGCCACCAUUCCGCCAAGCCUUUGAACACUGGCGAAGACCUGUACAGUUGGAUGGCCAAGCAGCAAGAGUUCAUAAAGGAUAACGAUAAAAGCAAUUUGAAAGGAAACUGGGUCUUUCGCGCAGAACAAAAGUCUUUGAAGGACUCCAAGAUCAAUACGAUGACAACUGAUGAUACAGAAGACUCGGAUGUCCAUAGUGGUACACUUCUUUAUCCAAUGAAAGAUUCGCUCAGGCUGCUAGACGCGCAUUUGAUUUUCGAGCCACUUUUGUCUUCCUUAUCCGUUAUGCCGCAGCAAAUGCUUUCUGCUAUUGGUUCCGGGAAUGUGAACAAUGUGUCUUCCUUAGAUUCAUUAGGAUUUAAUCUGUCUUUGGUGGGGAACAUGGAGACUAUGCGCAUCGAUAUUGUUGUUAGCGAAUUCGGCAAAGUAACAGAUAAGAAGAAAGGCAAUAAAUAUCAAACGAAGAAAGGCAACAACUCGAAAUUCCAUUUGGACAUACCGCCGGAAACGCCGGCGUUCUUGUGCGAGAAGAUCGGCAUUGACAUAGACGUGAAGAAAAUGGCCGACAUGACCGUAGACGAUAUGAUUCAAAAGCAAACUGUUCUGUACAUAUCGCGGGGCCAAUUGAAAAAGCAUACAAGUACAGUUGUGAAUUUUAGUUUAAAUAUUCGGUACAUUAGCCAACAAGUAAAUAUGCCUCUUCUCAGAUUAUUACAUCAGAUUAGUAAUAUGUAUCAGAAUGUUAAGGAAACCCAGAUGGAAUUGAAAGAGCAGCAGCCGGAGAACAAGCGAAACAAUAAUCUGAUCGUUAACGACAUUACGGCCAAGAAUGGUUCAUCGUCAACGUCCGAUCUACAAGAACAGCUUUUACUAGGUGGUAAGAAGAUGGAUAUUCCUCUGCUGCGAAACAGUUUCGAGCCGAAUCUGUCGAAAGUCACGUCGCCUGAAACGAACAGCCGAUCGCGUCCGCAAAGUUUCGCCCAGAAGCUGCGUAGCACCGGGAAAAGCGUGAAAGGCUACAUUAAUCUGAGCGAGGGUGUGAUAACUCCGAAUUUCGGUGCGAGUCCAAGCGGAUCCGGCUUGGACAAGUUCUGCGUGCUCCCCGACAAAUGCAAAGACACGCCGCACACGACGCCCCGAUGUUGGAAAACGAUCUACUAUCUGCUGGAUUUGUACGCGACGCGGCCAGAGACUAAAACAAUCGCGCAUCGUUUCUCCAUACCGGCGGACGCGUCGGAGCACUAUAAAAGCGGUCGGAAGUACGAGCUGCUGAACGAAACAAAAGACGCGGACAUCGAGAAAGGAAUGACAGCUGAAAACAGUUCGACACCUGUGCCUCUUCCUAGGGAACUAAGUAUCGUUACAGGAGAACGUACGAGAUUAAUUAUCUUCGGCGUUGCUAGGAUACACAGAACCAGAUGGUUAGCCACUCUGAGCGGCUUGAAACUCGAAGCGGAGAUAACGAGUCUGCACGCGAGUCUGACUUGCUGUAAGAAAUCGAGGCCGGCGAGUUUCGAGUGUAGCUUGACUGGACAGAUAGGCAGAACUAUGAUCGUCUUACUAGAAGGCGUAGCUCCUAGCCAACAGACAGUUGUGAAAGUGACCGUGGGGAAGUCGCAGGCUUUGUACUCCAGCAUCAGUAAGCAUCAGAAGGACAAGAAUAGCGGUCUGCUGACUGUCGGUGUUGUGAACAUAGAUAUUCCACAACAUCCGGUGGCUUUGCACGGCAUGAUGACCAGAGGCAGCAAACAGUUGUCGUCGACUUUACAGGAACUCAGAGUAACCAGAACCUCCUCGAGAAUGUCCAGAGGCCAACAGCAGGACGACGUGGAUACAGGUGUACCUGGUAGUCCGCAUCACUACACCACAGUACCACCAGUUGACAUACAGAAGCCACAAGUUGUGUCCAGCCUGCUGGAGCCAAUUGUCAUGCAGUUCAACAUUAUUCUUCAGAGCCUGAGCAUAACAGCGGCUUUGCUGCCGUCUUUGCAAGCACAGUACAAAAUGGAUCAAGUUACUAGCUCCGGUAUAACCGGCAGUAAAGCCAAGUUCACAAUAGACCUACCUCAUCACACCCUGAGCUUCACGACGAAGCUCCAGGUGACUGAAGCGAAUUUACCUUCUGAGGCGAGCAUUGAGCUUCCCAAAGUGCACGUGUCCGCGCAAUACGUUCAGGACGGCAGCAGCAACAUGAACGACAGCAAAUUGGCUGACGGUGUGGUGUUGCGGCAGGGCAGCUAUCUGAGCGCCACCGCCGACAUCGGUGUAUUCGAACAUUCCUUGACCACGGACCUCCUCAACCACCUGGUGUUUGUGCAGAAAGUGUUCAUGAAAGAAGUCAACGAAGUUGUGCAGAAAGUUUACGGCGGGGAGAAACCGGUUCCCUUGUGGCUGGAAGACGAGGAACCGAAUAACUCGCCGGUGAAGAGAAUAUUGUUCUCGUUGAUUAUUCGCAUUGAGAGAGUGCAACUGACCGCGACGACACCGACGAAUUCGGCGGUGCGCUUGGAGACCGGAGCCGUUGAACUUCAACUGUCCAACAGAGUGCAGAACGUUGUCGGCGCCACCCAACCGAACCCGUAUAUGAAGCUGUUCGGAAAGGCGCAGGUCGACAUCAACCUGAGCCUCGGACAGUUGCUGAAGAACGUCCUGUUCGAAGAGGCGGAGACCGAGUUCCAGCAGUUCGCGUUCUUCAACACCAGAGUAGGAUUACGGAAUGCCUUCCAAGAGGAAAUGGCGCAGGGCGAGGACAAAGAAGUGGUAUUAAUUACGUUGAAACGGCCGUUGAUCUACAUCCAGCCGGUGGCCAUCGACAAAGCGAUACUGGUCUGGCUGAAUUACAAGAACGCGUACGAAUACUGGAACGAGAAGAGAGCGAACUUGAACAAAGAGGUUCUGACAGCUACGCAGCAGGUGUUCGAGAAGGUUCCAUUCGGUCAGAUAACCAGCCAGCUCAGCGCUCCACACUUGGGAACCCUGUUCCUGCAGCUGACAGUAGACGACAUGGGUAUUUGUGUGCCGCUGAAUCCUCUGCCACCAACAUGGGGGAUGAACAGAGGACUCUACGAUGGGGAAUCGAGGGAUGCUGUCGUAGUGACAUUGGAGAACACGAGCAUAUCUGCGUGCAGCAGUGGUAGCUUGGUCAGUAAAGGAAGGUUCAUGGGCUUGUGCUUGAGAUUCGCCGAGGACUUUGAAACUUCCUUGGACGAUUGGAAACCAGACGCGACUGACAGCAGUAUAAUGAACUUAUGCAUGGUGUCCGAGGGCACUUAUGAAGUGUGCAGCAGAACGAUCGCGCAGAAACCAGACAAAUCUGAUAAUGCCAAGUGGAUUUUGAAUGUGCAAUGGCAAAUGGAAGGCGUCGACAUACAUUUGGACGUCAGUGUCGGUCAGCAGCUUUCGGCUCUCGGACACACGUUGACGAUGCUGACUGGCUCUGAAGAGGACGACAUUCAUGCACCCGCCGAAUACGACAGCGAUGACGCGGACCAACCAGAUAAUAGCACUAGCCAGGUUAAAAAAAAAGAGAGUAUACUGAUGAAGAAGUCAAAGAACUGGACGGACAGUUUGCCGGCGUUCGUCUUCGACCCGACGCUCGACGCUAAGAAAAGGUCCAAGCUGAUCGAGAAGGAGAUGAACGAACAAGCGAAGAUCAUAAAUGAUCUGCGAUCGCUGGGUGCUUCUCAUGGAACCAUCGAACAGGAAAUGAAGCGCCUGCACGAGCUGGAGGCUGUUGUGUUCAAAGAUUUCAGAAGAGACAUGAUACAGAAGUUACGGAGACAGUCGGUGAAAGCGUCCGGAAUAAAAGGUAAAUUAGGACUUGGUGGUAAGACAAACGCAUAUCGAUCACGGUCAUUUAUAGUGCCAUCGCCGACACUUGAAAAUCAGCUAGAGAGUCCUGAAGACAUAAACAUGGAGGUCAAUUCGGCCAACUCCGCCAGUUACGAAAGUAGUCCUAGAAGUGGCCCGAGUCGGUCCGCUUCUCUCCGAGUGAGGGGCCUCGGUGGCCCGCGAGUUACGUUCAGCGACACGCACACGAUGGGAAGGUAUGUUAGGCAAUCGUCGCUGCCGAGUGCCGGCUCGGAGCUGAGCUUGCCGGAAGGUGAGCUGGACUGGCCGCAGACUAUCGAGAUCGAGGGCGAAAGGGUCGAGCUGCGGAAGAAGAGCAGAGAUAUCAGUUGCACCUCGAGUUACGACAGCAUGGAGGGGAACGCUCCGUUGCUCGAUUCGUUCGCGAAGGAGCAAUCCUCCUCGACGUCGUCGCCUUACAUAACAGCUCAGAAACCUCAGGAUCCGAACAUAGACUUCGAACUGGACGUGAAGGUUCUGAUCAACAGCGGACAGUGCGUGCUUCAUACGAAAGACCCUGGGAAGGAGGACGAAAUUAAAAUCAUGAGCAGAAUGAAAAAGGAACGAUCAUGUUCAGGAGGCACGUUCGAGUUUCAGCCGAGCAGUCCCAGCAGCAGCAGGAAACACCUGAGCAGCAAGGAGAAGUCGUCAACCACCAGCACGUCGCGGUUGCGGUAUCUUCAGCAUCCAAAUGUACCCUUGGUGGAUUUGACCAUUUUUCAUAUUCCUGGCUUGGACGUGAAGGUGCACUACGAAUCGAAGACGCUUCCCGAAGAAUCGAUGUCUCCCCGCGUGUCCUCGGACAACGCUAUGCUGAAUCCCACGCCGUCAGCGUCCGCGUUCAGAAAGUCCAGCACAAAGAAGGCCAGCCUGUUCGCGUGGAUGACGCUGCAGAGCAUACCGGAGGAGACGAUAAUAAGCCCGCACAUCCUCGAGUUUCUAGAGCAAACGUUAGAGCCGAUACCGUGCAAAGCGAACUUCCCGAGUAACGCGCAAACGAACCCGGUCUACACCAGUGAGAACACGGAGAGCACGUCCUGGGCAGCCACAGCGGCGAGCAGCAGCAAUUACGUGUACGCGAGUUUCCCCGUCGACGUGAUAGUAUAUUUUCAUAUGCAGCCCUCUACGUUCAGGUUCUCCUGCUUGCCGGUGUCCCGCGUCGAAUGUAUGCUUCAAUUGCCGUCCCUUGACAUCGUAUUUUCGUCCAAGCGAGCAGAAGAGGAGCUCAUCGAGUUCCGGGAGUACAAGACUCCGGGCACGCAGUCCACGGGGAAGGAAUCGAGCUCGGCGAUCGGUGGAUUAUCGGUCACCGGUUGUCUCGCCGACUUCUCCAUUUAUAUCUUCCAUCCGUACGGCGGCGGGAAGAAGACCGGCUUGAAGGAGGCCCAGUGGUCGCCGCUGUCGGACAGCGAGAGAAAGGAUUCUUUGAGCAUCAACGUCGAGUUCGUGAAGUUCCAUAUAGCGAGAAGCAGGAAGCUGAACUUCCAGAGCGAGCAGUCCAAGAAGAUGUUGGAUACCAGCCGCGCAGUUAUACGAUUUUCUACAAUCGUCGAUUUCGGGUCAGCAUCGUUCAAGUACGAUAUGCGAAGAUUGAGCGAGAUAUUGGCAUUCCCAAAGGCGUGGUACAGGCGCAGCAUAAUGCGACGAUUGUUUCUGGGCGAUCUGAGCUCCGGCACAGCGUACUCCGAGGGCGACGGCAGCCCUUCUAUGAAUCAGGAGGAGGCCGUGAUGGGAAGUUCUUUGUUGAAACAUUACGACCGGCAGCAUGGGGCCAACGGUCUGUCGAAAAGCGCCCCGGAACGGAGUCCGACCUUGAACAGGGACAAGCUGAGGCUGAGCCUGGAGAGCGAUAUGCCGAAGCACGCGCGGCUAAAAGAUAUCGGCAGAGGCUGGAGCUUCACCUCGGACAAACAGGCGGCCUCGGAAGUGAAGCUGCGAGAAGCCGCGUGGGAGACGUUGGUGUUGUUCGCCAUCAAUUUCACCCGGCUGAACGUUCACAUGAAUAUGAGCAACGUGAUGGGCAACGUCACCUGGAUGACGAAGGAUUUCAGCUCGGACGGGAGGCUCUCGAUCGGCAGCACCGGGCACAAAAAUCUGUACAUAGGCGUCGGCUUGGAAGGGUCCUGUCUGGAUGCGAAGGGCGGCAUCGUAGGCGGCACUAUAGAAUUGAGCAAAAUAGACACGUGCAUACGUAUCCGAGAAGAGCCUGGAAUAGAACCGGACCACACACUGGGCUUGACGCUGUUCGCGCUGGAACUGCGACUGGAUUACAUGGGGACCAGCGUGCUGAUGUCUAGGGUCUCCUCGUUGGACGUUACUUUGCGGGACGAGUGGAAGAUCAGCCGCAGUCACAGCGGUGACACCUUCAUGCCGACGAGGAGGCCGGCGAUAAUCUUCAUUCACGGGGACUUGGGAUGGGAUCAGCUACAGAUCAUGAUCAGCAAAUCGACGACGGCUGACCUGCUGAAGAUGUACUACAAGCUGGACGAGUUUUUCAACCAGCAGUUCAAGAGCAGCAAACGGGUGUUCAGUUCUUUGCAGCCGAAGCAUCAGAGGGUGAACAAUAGCAGCUUCAGGAAGAGGCAGAUGAAGUACAGGUCCACCGGUGAAGCUCAGUGCAAUAUAAAUCAAGCGACGAUGUCGGAUGCGCGCCAUCACAGACACUGGCAGGGUGUGUUAGCCCAAGUGGCGGACCUUCAGCUGGGAAGCUUGAGGUUCUCUCUGCCGACAACGGGAACCGUGCUCGGCGGAACGAUGGAGCUCCAUGGCUGCAACAUCAGCUUGGCCUGCUUCCACGGAAUCAAUUUCAAGAGCAAAAGCUGGGCACUGUUCUCGCUGAAGGAACCGUGCAUCAGUUUUGCAACGGAGGCUCAGGAAAUCCCAAGCGUUGAAUCGCCGAACACCUGUGACGUCCAUGUCGUGCAGACGUUGACCAUCAGCUUGGGCCAACAACAGGAGCAACACGCGAGGCAUCAUUCGAUGGCCACAGUUUGCAGAUUGAGUCGCAGCGUUCUGUUCCCCCCGCAGUUCAAAUCGUUGCAGGAAUGGUUCCAUUAUGCGUUUGCUAGCAGCGAAAUCGAUGCGGUGGAUCGGUUUCCUUGUGUCGAAAGAGAACGCACAGACAGCACAUCUGACAGCGGUAACGUGACACGUGGUCGAAGUACGUCUACCACUUCCGGAAAAUUGCAGGAGCACUCUCACGCGAGAGAAGUGAUAUUUGCUCUGCCGUCGUUGCAAUUGUACUUGAAAACCGAGCAUCUGCAGACAGCGAAAACACCGGACGUCGUUGGAGCGCCUAAACAUAUUUUAUAUAGUGAGAAACCGUUAGUCGAAUGUAGUUUUAUAACAGAGUUUGAGGACCAUAUCUUUGUUACCGUGGAUGCGGAGGCCUUCUUCUUCUUGCACGAUUUGAUCACCUCAUACGUAAAAGAAAAAGUGAAUAUGGGUGCGCACAGUCCAGAUGCCCAGGAUAAGAGGAGCGGUAGUUCCACCGCCAGCACUUCCGGUACAGCGUCGACAACAUCGGAUGAUGACAAGAAACGGAAACAGUUUGAUCCAACAGAUAUGUUCAUUAAAGAUUGGAGAUCGUACAGAUGCAAAACUUGGCACUUGGAACCGACUGUGAGAUUGCUCUCAUGGGCCGGCAAGAGCAUCGAGCCCUACGGCAUCGACUACAUCCUGCAGAAGCUAGGAUUCUCUCACGCCCGUACAACGAUACCAAAAUGGAUUCAACGAGGCUUCAUGGACCCGUUAGACAAAUUGCUGGCCAUUCUUAUGUUAAGAAUGGUCUCGGCGGUGCGCGAGGAGUCGUCGGAAGAGCAGAAGGAGCACAAGCGUGACAAGUGAAUCGCGGGGAAUAAAAUAGGCGCAUAGGGUAUAAGUAAUAAUAAUCGUCCGUCAUAGUAAAGUUCUAUCGACAGAGAUAAAUAAUAAGGCACGUACGCUUCUCCGUUCUCUUCCCGGCGACGCGCGCAAACGAACGUCGCUCGCGAUCAUUCCUCGACGAGGGAAUCGCGACGGGCAUUGCUCCUGAAUCGUAGAAUCGCGAGACGUAAUUAUACGGGGACACACAUUAGGGGACAUUUGUACGAAAUGUAAUUAGUGAAGUGCAACCUGUUAUCGAUAUUUCCGUUUUGAACGUGUUAGAUAUUGCACAGAACGUCGCGGACACGGUCCGGCAGCGUUUAGAAUAUAAUGUAAUGUACGUGCGUAUACAUAUUAACAGUGUUCAACGACGCCGCGUUAUAUUUUCAUAACGUAAUCCACCGGGAGCUUCAGUUCGGAGACGAUGUUUCUCGCCACUCGGAUUCGCGACUCUAAUUAGUAAUGUUACCGCGAUGUCGAGACGCAUUUCCUGUACGGCGUCCCAUAAUUACGUUAACACCCGGAAUGGGGUGAUUCCUGGGCUCAUUCGAAGCAACUUUUUCUUUAGCGAAAAUGUUCUAUGAGGCUCCGUUCGUUAGUUAUUGGCGAAAAACGCGGGCCAAUUAGAGCGCGAGGGCGGAGCGAGUGCGAGCGUGAGCGUGGCGCCGUAGGUAUCCGUUGAUAACUCGUGAACGAGGCGUCGUAGAGCAUUUUCGCAAUGGAUAAAGUUACUCCGAAUGACAGGAAUCCGGUUCUUCACGUAAUUACGGGACACCCUGUAAUAUUCGGGCCCGGGACAGUGCCGGGUACUUCAGCUUUAGAAUUUUAUAAAUUGCGUUCGUGCGCCGUGCAGAGACAACGGUGCCCCGGUUAUGUUUUCUUACGACCGCGUGUAUGUGUUCAAUAAUUUAGGUUGCCAUAUUUAAGGCGGUUCCAGGAAAGCAAUUUA